This is a messenger RNA of Paraphaeosphaeria sporulosa, 2763 nucleotides long. RefSeq names its product DNA mismatch repair protein-like protein MutS. Lineage: Eukaryota; Fungi; Ascomycota; Dothideomycetes; Pleosporales; Didymosphaeriaceae. Gene Ontology annotation, cellular component: nucleus. The record is from RefSeq and is a predicted model, not a curated record. Gene Ontology annotation, biological process: mismatch repair; reciprocal meiotic recombination. The coding region runs from base 1 to 2763 and encodes 920 amino acids. Gene Ontology annotation, molecular function: mismatched DNA binding; ATP binding; ATP-dependent DNA damage sensor activity. The transcript is spliced from 8 exons.
AUGGCUCACCGUUCAAGGCCGCCUACCUCAUACAGCACCUCAGCAGGCGCCUCGUCAUAUCCGAGCUACAGCUAUGGGUAUGGUGAGUACAACACCACUACAACGUCUCGCCCUAGAACGCGUCGAAGCACCGGAAGGCCAUCGACUGCCCGGCCUAGAACUGGCGCCUCGACUAUUGCCCGUGUCGAAGCUCAGACCGUUGUCUGUGCCGUUGCCGAGUCUCGCGGCAUCUCGCCCACUGUGGGCAUAUCCUUCGUCAACAUGGACACUGGAGACGCCGUGCUCUGCCAGAUUUGCGACAGCCAGACCUACGUGAAGACUAUCCAUAAGCUGCGCGUCUACUGUCCUUCUGAGAUUCUCACUGUAUCAACAUCCGCAAGUCCAAAGUCUAAGUUGUUCUCCAUCAUCGAAGAGAAUUUGGACAUCAUGGACAGUAAGAUGACCCUGCUCGACCGCAAGUACUGGGCUGAAGGCGCUGGUCUCGACUACAUCAAGACACUGGCACUUGACGAUGAUGUGGAAGCCAUCAAGCUCUCUGUUUCUGGCAGCUACUAUGCAGUUUGCUGCAUAGCUGCUGUUCUGAAGUAUAUCGAGCUGGAAUUGGGGGUCAAGUUUCCCUAUCACUCCCUCAGAAUGAAAUAUGAGCCAUCCGAAGGCUCUAUGAUGAUCGACGUUUCCACUAUCUACUCACUCGAGCUCCUCCAGAAUCUGCACAACCCGAAGUCAAGAGACUGCUUGUUUGGCCUUCUAAACGAGACGCAGACUCUGAUGGGGGCUCGCCUUCUCCGCAGCAAUGUCCUCCAGCCGCUUACUGACACUGACACUCUGAAAAAGCGAUAUGAUGCUGUGGACGAGCUGCAAACUAGGGAAGAUAUGUUCUACGGCACGCGUUCGGCAUUGAAGGGCUUUCUGGAUGCUGACAAGAUUCUGACGGCUCUUAUAAUUGUGCCAACUAAACCCACCAUCCAGACCACCGAACAAAGCAUCAACCAAAUCAUCAUGCUGAAGCAGUUCAUCACCUCAGUUUCGCCUAUUUACGAAGCACUCACUGGAGCUCGCAGUUGGAUGCUGAACAACAUACGUGAACUCUGCGCCCCCGAGAACGUUGCUCCAGUGUAUGCUCUCAUCAAUGAAUACAUCAAUGAGGAUACUACGUACGCAAAGCAGCCGCUAGAGCUACGAAAUCAGCGCAACUAUGCUGUCAAGUCUGGAGUCAAUGGCUUGCUCGAUGUAGCCCGGACCACCUACAAGGAAGCGAUGGAGGAUGCCUACCAGCAUGCCACAGAGCUGAGUGAAGAAUACGACAUCAAACUCGAUCUCAAGUACGACAACGGUCGGAACUUCUAUAUCCGUAUCCAUGCGGCUGAGCUAGAAGACAGGACUCUUCCACCGGUGUUCACGAACGUGUUCAAGAAAAAGCACAUGAUCGAGUGUCAGACAGUGGAAUUGAUGAAGAGGAAUCAGAAGAUUAAUAUCUCUCAUCAAGAGGUCGUGUUGAUGAGCGAUGAGGCCGUUCAGACUCUCAUCGAGGAAGUGCGAGGGCACAUGUCAGCACUGUUCAAGAUUUGCGAAGCAAUCGCAAUGCUAGACAUGCUUUCCGCAUUUGCCCACCUUGUAACCGUCAACGACUAUGUUCGCCCUCGCAUCAGUGACACACUUGGAAUCAAAGCAGCACGACACCCAAUCCGAGAGAAGAUAAUGCAGACGAAGUUCAUCCCGAACGAUGUGUACGCCACGCAACAGUGUCGCUUCCAAAUUAUCACUGGGUGCAACAUGAGCGGCAAGAGUACCCUAAUUCGGUCGGUCGCCCUAUUAUCCAUUAUGGCUCAGGUAGGCAGCUUCGUCCCUGCAAGCAGCGCUUCGUUUCCCAUACUGCACAACCUCUUUGCUAGGGUGGGUAUGGAUGAUAGCAUCGAGAGCAACGCCUCUACAUUCGCUGCAGAAAUGCGAGAGAUCGCAUUUAUUUUGCGAAACCUUGAUAGGCGCAGCAUGGCGAUUGUUGAUGAGCUCGGUCGCGGCACCAGCACCCGCGACGGUCUCGCCAUUGCUAUUGCAGUCGCUGAGGCGUUGGUCGAUAGCAGGGCUCUGGUCUGGUUUGCGACCCAUUUCAAGGAUCUGGCUACCAUUCUUUCGGAGCGCAAUGGGGUCAUCUGCCUGCACCUUGCCGUCGAAAUCAGUGACGAUGACACUAUGACAAUGCUCUACCGCGCUAUCGAAGGCUCGGUGAAAGAAUCCCACUACGGCCUUGCCCUUGCCCGCCUUGUGCCCCUCCCACCUCAGGUCAUUGCUGAUGCUACCUACUACGCGCACAAACUCGAGCGCCGCCUUCAGCAGAAAAAGAAAAUAUCCGAGAAUGUCAUUGCAGAGCGCCGUCGUAAGCUCAUCCUUGAUCUCAAAGAACAUCUGGUGCAAGCGUUUCAUGGAACCUUGGAGGGUGAUCUGCUGGCUUCCUGGCUAAAGGAGCUGCAAAAGGAGUUUAUCAACCGCAUGACAGCGAUCAAUGAGGAAGAGAAGGGUACCACGGAAAGCGAGGAUGAGGACGAGGAGGGUGAUGUGGAAAUGAGAGAGGAGGAAUCGGGUGACGAAGAGAUGACUGAAGCCAGGGAUGAUACGCGGAUCGCAACGACAGAAUCUCGCCAGCAACUGCCAAUCAUGAUCUCGAAUUAUUCAAAGGUUUCGUCGUCAACAGCAUCCACAUCCACAAUCAGCCCUGCGUCCAACACGACGUCCUCGGUUCGUGCUGUCUCAGAGAACCUAUAUUAG